ACAUCCCUGAAUGAGCUCGUAGUAAUGAACUGACUUGAAAUGUUGUUUAUUCGCCUGUACGACCGUUUAUAAUGUAUCUGAAGUGUACUUAAUUGAAAUGAAGCUCUCAAAAAAGCUAGUUCUCGCCAAAGCCAAGGCAUCUGACCUGGAAAGCAUAAAGAAGCUAAAUUGUUGGGGAUGUAAUCUGACAGAUAUAGCCAUCUUCAUCCACAUGCCCAACAUCGAAGUGCUAACACUGAGUGUCAACAGUAUCACAUCUCUCGCUCCUCUGGCCGGAUGCCUCAACCUGUGUGAACUCUACCUGAGGAGGAACAUGAUCUCCUCACUAUCAGAGCUUUCCCAUUUGCGUUCCCUGGGUCACCUAAAGGUGCUGUGGUUGGCAGAAAACCCCUGUUGUGGCACUGACCCAAACCACUACAGACUCACAGUGCUACGAUGUCUCCCACAUCUUCAGAAGCUGGACAACCAAGUGGUGACAGAGGAGGAGGUUGCACGUGCUCUCACCCAGGGAGAAGAGGUCACUACCCCUACAGAGCCAGUCCAAAACCAGCCUUCAACCAAUGGCCAGCCAGACACAGAGACAGAGAAUGACCCCCUUGAAUACAGCAUGGAUGAGACAAACAAAAUAAGAGAACAGUUGGGAAUGAAGCCACUUCCAAGAGACAAGUUCCCGCCAUUGUCUUCUCCACCAACCAGAGAAGACAGGCAGCUCAUGAGAAAGUCACAUACCCUUGAUGCAAUUCUGCUCCUGCUCAAAGAUUUGGAAGAAGAUGAGCUUCUUGUUGUGCACACAGCUGCACAGAACAGACUCCAAAUGUUUACACAAAAUUCAGAAAUCAUUAAAAACUCACUACAGACCCAAAGGACCAAAGAUAUUGAAGAUUAGAUUGUCUAUAUAUAUAGUCCAGUUGCCUGUAGUGUUCCAGCUUGC
This is a messenger RNA of Periophthalmus magnuspinnatus, 931 nucleotides long. RefSeq names its product cilia and flagella associated protein 410 (gene cfap410). The transcript is spliced from 7 exons. Gene Ontology annotation, biological process: mRNA splicing, via spliceosome; cytoskeleton organization. Bases 98 to 886 code for a protein of 262 amino acids. The record is from RefSeq and is a predicted model, not a curated record. Gene Ontology annotation, cellular component: U4/U6 x U5 tri-snRNP complex. Gene Ontology annotation, molecular function: protein binding. Lineage: Eukaryota; Metazoa; Chordata; Actinopteri; Gobiiformes; Gobiidae.